CGCCCUCUUCUCCCCCCUCGCCCCGCCGAUCCCGUGCGGCGCCGCCGCCGCAGCCUCUCCGCCGAGCUCCGCCGCCUCCUCCCGCUCUUCAGGUCUCACUGUUGUUUGAAAGAAAAGAAUGAUCUUACCAUGCAGAAAGGAUUCCGGAUAUCAAAUUUUAAGGUUUUCACCUCAUAUGGAUCGCAAGCAAGCCUUAGUAGUGAAGAAGUAAAUAAAGAAAAGCUCCUAAUUGACUGUGGAGACGACCAAGAAUGUGUACUUGGAGGUAUAGUUGCGUUAGGAAAGUUUGAUGCCCUUCAUAUUGGUCACCGACAACUCGCAAUACAUGCAUCGAAAGCCGGAACUCCUUUCCUUCUUUCAUUUAUCGGAAUGGCAGAAGUUCUUGGCUGGGAAUCCAGGCCCCCAAUUGUUGCAAAAUGUGAUCGAAAGCGUGUUCUUUCUUCGUGGGCCCCUUAUUGUGGUAAUGUUGCUCCUCUCGAAUAUCAAGUUGAAUUUUCAAAGGUUAGGUAUCUUACUCCGAGGCAAUUCGUUGAAAGGUUGUCCAAGGAGCUCAGAAUAAGCGGAGUGGUAGCAGGUGAGAAUUACAGAUUCGGAUACAAAGCAUCUGGUGAUGCAUCGGAACUGGUGAGGCUAUGCAAAGAGUACGGCUUGAGUGCAUUCAUUGUGAGCCCGGUCAUGGACAAGGCAAAUCGAUCUUAUAAUGGGGCAACUACAAGCAUCAAUUCAAGUGAUAAGGGGCAAGUAUCUUCUACUCGAGUUCGCCAUGCCCUAGCCAUGGGCGAUAUCGAUUAUGUCACGGAAUUAUUGGGAAGAAAGCAUCGUCUCAUGCUAUCCUUAAAUGAAGGAUGCCUCUCCAUGGAGAAGAGAAUUUUGGCCCCAAGAUCGUGCAUGUUAAACCAGCCACCAGGGGACGGCAUGUAUGAGAAUUGUGAUUUCCUGGUGAAUAAUGAAUUAGUUGGAUCCUGCAGGGUGGCUAUUAAUGCUGAGAACAUCGAUAUUGAAUUGAACGAUCCAAGUUUUUGGCAAGAGAAUGCAACUAAAGAUGGUGACAUUAUAGGGAUAGAGUUUGGUUGAUUUAGUUUGCCAUAAGUAGGUUAAACACACCUUUGGUUAGAUUAGCUGACCAGUGGACACAUUAUACCGCUGAAGCCACAUCGAUGAAUAAAAUGCUUUUGGGUUGAGCAAAUCACCUGCGAGACUACGCGCGAUCUCGGUUUUUUGGAGAUUCAAGAAGUGUUCAGCAGGGCGGGAUGCGAUCCGCGUAUUGUCAUACUUUUAAUUAUUCAUUUGUGUCAAAAGAAAGAUAAAAGAGUGGCCUGCCUCAAAUAAAUAUGUGAGGGCCAAAAUUACUCUGUAGUUAGAUGAGUUUAGCUUCUUUCCAUCUUUUGUUCUCUGCUUGAUCUUUUACAGUUGAGUUCCAGCGUUUGCUUCCUUGUAGUUGGUGAUACUACAAAAGGAGGGUUUUGAUCUGCAUUCGAGUCCUCUGUCGUUAGAAGUAUUAUGCAUUGUAUAACCAUUCCAGUUCUAGUUUGUAUCAUUUUUCUUUUGAAUGAAAUCAUUGAUUGACAUUGUUGUUA
This is a messenger RNA of Ananas comosus (pineapple), 1577 nucleotides long. Its product is annotated as FAD synthetase, chloroplastic-like. Gene Ontology annotation, cellular component: endoplasmic reticulum. Gene Ontology annotation, biological process: riboflavin biosynthetic process; C-terminal protein methylation. Gene Ontology annotation, molecular function: protein C-terminal S-isoprenylcysteine carboxyl O-methyltransferase activity; FMN adenylyltransferase activity. Lineage: Eukaryota; Viridiplantae; Streptophyta; Magnoliopsida; Poales; Bromeliaceae. The record is from RefSeq and is a predicted model, not a curated record.